Molecule: messenger RNA, 399 nt
Organism: Cetraspora pellucida
Lineage: Eukaryota; Fungi; Glomeromycota; Glomeromycetes; Diversisporales; Gigasporaceae
Source: the annotation of a GenBank genome assembly
AUGACGAUUAACACUUUUGAAGAUAAAUUCAUUAUUCAGCAAAAAUCUACAUAUGUAGAUAAAGAUCAUUUGGCUUUAUUAACAAAGAAAGCGGAGGAACAGAGUGAAAAAAUUGCCUACAAGCUAGCAUCAUUGAACAUUACUGUAGACAAAAAGCAAAUGCUACUAGGAUUCAGCAGUAAGCAUUUAUCAACAUAUAACAAUAAAUUAGAUAAGAGUAAAUCGAAUCUAAAGGAAUUUAUUGAUACUGAUGAAGAGAGUUCACAAAAUCAGAAGAUAUUAAAUGAAGAUAAUAUAUUGGAGGUGCUUCAAAAGGAUAAGCAAGCAUUACCAAGAGCAAAGCAAGCUUAUUCUACAAUUCUUGAAAAAUUUUUGAAUGCUAAUAUUACAAAUAUUUAA